Molecule: messenger RNA, 1990 nt
Organism: Esox lucius (northern pike)
Lineage: Eukaryota; Metazoa; Chordata; Actinopteri; Esociformes; Esocidae
Product: obscurin-like
Exons: 16
Coding region: 39-1802 (587 amino acids)
Biological process (GO): cell surface receptor signaling pathway
Molecular function (GO): transmembrane signaling receptor activity
Source: RefSeq, a predicted model, not a curated record
ACUGUUGUUCAGAGAGAGUUACUCGUCACCAAGACAGAAUGGUUCAUUCCUGGUUCUGUGUUCUACUCUUACUGAAUACCCUCAUCUACUGUGGUCACUCUCAAGAUCUGCCCAGGGCCUCAGUGAAGAUAGUCUCUCCUCAGGAGCCACUGUACUCAGGAGAGAGAAUCACUCUACAGUGUUACAUACCAGAAAACACAGACUGGACUUAUGUCUGGAAGAGAAACAGCCAACUGUUUCCCAUUGAGACCAGUAAAACCACCACCAUCAUUCUCCCUAACAAUGCUGGUCAGUACCAGUGUCAGGGGAAGAGGACAGAUCAGCCCCAGUCAUCAUAUAUUAGUCCUAAUCACCCUAUCAGUGUUACUGCUCCACCAACAGCCUCAGUGAGUGUCUCUCCUCAAGGUCUCCUCUACGCUGGAGAGACUGUUACUCUGCAGUGUGACAUAUCAAACUACACAGACUGGACAUACUGGUGGUACAGAAAGGAUCAACUACCGAGUCCUGGUUCACCUUCUAAAACCAUCAGCACUCUGUCUGACCAGGUGAGUCAGUACCAGUGUCAUGGGAGAAGAACAGAUCGUCCCCAGUCGUCACAACGCAGUGUUUCCCUCCACAUCAGUGUCACUGAUCAAUCCAAGGCUGUCCUGAGUAUCUCUCCUCAGUGGAUGAACCCUGGAGACUCAGUGACUCUGAACUGUAAAGUUAAAGAGUCGUCUACAGGCUGGAGGUUCUCCUGGUACAAGACUGUUCCCUACAGAGCUGGGUUACCCUCUCUAUUGGACAAGUCCUACUCUGUAGAGACCCUAUCUGGAUAUGGGACUACUGAAGAGUCUUACACUCUGAGUCCUGCUGGUCCUACUGACACAGGAGGAUAUGUGUGUAGAGCUGGGAGAGGAGACCCAGUCUAUUACACAGACUACAGUGAACCUCAGUUUCUCUGGUCAGGAGAUCUGCAGUCUUCAGUGUCUGUCAGAAUAAAUCCCAACAGAACUCAACACUUUACAUCAAAGUCUCUCUCACUGACCUGUGAUCUGAAGGGGAACUCUACUGGAUGGAGACUGAUGAGAUACACAGAGACAGGAGUGGAGUCAGGGUGUUCCCCUAACUGGAGAUCAAUAACAGGGUCCACAUGUACCAUCACCUCCACAGACACAGGGGACAGUGGAGUGUACUGGUGUGAGUCUGGAUCAGGACAGUACAGUAAUGCUGUCAACAUCACAGUGUCUGUUCUACCUUCUGGUUGCUCUACAUCAGUCCUAGUAAGAGUGGUUGGGGGUCUGGUUGUUGCUGCUGUUCUGCUGACCAUCUUGUUCCUGUUGUGUCAAUAUAAAAAAAAGAAAGAUUCCUGUUCUAAUAGACGUUUCUGGCCCGUCCAUCCCCAAGGCACCAACCAAGACCCCCAACAGGACCAAGGAUCUACCCAGGUUCAGUCUCCUGAUGCUGGGUUUACAGGUAACGAUAACAUCUACAACAUGAUGAAUCUAUCAGGCAACAUUGAUAAUGAUUCUGCUGGUGUUUCUGCUGUUGAUGGGUCAGGUGAUGUGACAUAUGCCCAGAUUCAACCAAAGAGGUUGGACAAGAAAGAAAUAGAAAAGCCAGCUGAUCCAAAUGAAAAUAGAGUCCACUCUGAGAUGAAGACAAUGAAAACUACAGCAUCGUCUGGACCUGUUGAUGUAACCUAUGCUGAGAUUGAUCUCAGAAAGAUGAUCAAAACCCAGAAGAAGAAAAAAUCAACAACCCUGCCAGAGUCAGAAUCAGUCUAUUCUCCAGUAAAGACAGCCAGAAUCCAGAGCCCUUGAGGGAGAUGAACACAAUCACAGAAAUGUGACACACACACACAUUAUCACAUUCAUGACGGAUUUGUUUCAAACUGUGCUAUCAACAGAUAUUUCUUUUUAUGUUACUUUUUUAAAUGACAUGGGGUAAUGACAAUGGAUGAUUUAUUUGAUCAUUAAUUCAUUUCUAAUUAAUUUGUAAAUUAAUUGAG